UCGUUACUUUAUUUGUCUGCUUAGCGGAUAUCCCUCUUGGCAGAGCGCCUUACGACACGCACAAGGAUUUAUUGUUAUGUUUUUUUUGUUUCUUUUCGUGCGAGAAGAAUCUGUGAUAAACUGAAAGAAAGAUGCACGUCUCUCCGCAGGCCCCCGAUGGAAAGCAUGGAGGAGUUCGACAGAGAGAGCCCGAUGGUCAUGACCUUCUGCCAGCUGCUGUCGGAGGACGAGUUCGAGGAGCAGGGCUUGUCCUACACGGAGCGCGCCCUGCGCGACCUCUUCCUCACCAUGGAGCGCCAGCCCGAGCUGUGCGAGCGCGUCGUGCGCCGCAGGAAGCAGGCGGAGCUGGAGCGCGGCGCCGUGGGCACUGCCAUCAGGGUGCGUGCGUGCGUGUGCGCGUCAUGGGCGGGGCGGGGCGCCGCCGUGUGCGUGCGUGUGCACGUCAUGGGAGGGGCUGGGGGCCGCCGUGUGCGUGCGUUGUGUGUCUACGUUCCUAACGCUAAUGGCAUCUUCUUUACAACAGUCACUCACCCCCAGCUUAGUUUCUUCACCCCACAGCCCGGGGCCCAGACUCCCCUGAGGGAUCAGGCCAACGUCAGGAGGGCACCCAGAAGGCCCAGUGGUGCUGCUGACUGUCCACUCCUCCCCUCUGUCCGAAACAGCUGUGUGGAUCCGCCGGCCCCGCCGGAUCUGGGUGACCCCCACGCCGACAUCCACACCGCGAUUCUCGCCUGUAACCCCCUGAAGAGGCUGAAGGCGACGGGCAUCGAGAGGUCUCCGGGAGGCACCCCGAUCUGCACCCCCCGUAGGAGCCGGCUGGCCGGGGGCCAGGAGAGCUCCCCUGCCUCUGCCUUCAACACGGCGCUGCUGUCCAAGUUCAGGAGCGCCCAGAGCCCGGCUCCGGAGGCCCCCCCCGCCGACUCCCCGGGCAGCAGCUGCAGCGACGGCUCUGGGUUCGCCACCCCCCCGGGAUCACCCUGACCCCCGGGACCCAGCGCAGC
Molecule: messenger RNA, 1001 nt
Organism: Lepisosteus oculatus (spotted gar)
Lineage: Eukaryota; Metazoa; Chordata; Actinopteri; Semionotiformes; Lepisosteidae
Source: RefSeq, a predicted model, not a curated record